Molecule: messenger RNA, 1638 nt
Organism: Spirodela intermedia
Lineage: Eukaryota; Viridiplantae; Streptophyta; Magnoliopsida; Alismatales; Araceae
Source: the annotation of a GenBank genome assembly
AUGGAGCUCUUCUUUGGAGGGACGUUGCAGUCCCAACCCUCAUGGGUUCUGCUUCUUUCAUCCGUUGGAGCGUUCGCUGUCUUAAGGUUCUCAUUCUGUGUCCUCAAAUGGCUCUACAUCUUCUUCCUCCGCCCCGAUAAGAACCUCCUCGACUACGGCCGAUGGGCGGUCAUCACCGGCGCCACCGACGGCAUCGGCAAGGCACUCGCCUUCGAGCUGGCUCGCCGAGGCCUCAACUUGCUCCUCGUCGGGCGAAACCCCGACAAGCUCAGCGAAGUCACCGGCGAAAUCCAGGCCCAAGUCCCCACCGUUGAGGUGCAGACCGUCGUCGUCGACCUCUCCGGUGACCUGUCCAAAGGAAUCCGAAACCUGGAGACGGCGAUCGAGGGCAUCGACGUAGGGGUUCUAGUGAACAGCGCGGGGAUCUCGUAUCGUCACACCAUGUUCUUGCACGAGGUGGAAGAGGAUCUUCUGAUGGGCCAGCUGAAGGUGAACCUUGAGGCCUUGACAGCAGUCACGAAGGCAGUGCUGCGGGCGAUGCUGAAGAAGAAGAGGGGGGCCAUCGUCAAUAUUGGCUCCGGCUCGACCGUGGCUUUACCAUCUCACCCCCUCCUGGCCGUUUACGCGGGGACAAAAGGGUAAGUCCUUUCCCCUCUUGCUCCUGUUCUUUAUUUCCUUUGUCCAGAUAUAUGGAUAUUUGGAUGAGACCAUUUUUACAAGACCAAAAACUACACAUAUUGAUAUUGUCACCAGAAAUAAUUCCAGAAAUAUACAUACAUAUACAGAACCCAGAAGACAAUAACUCUUCUCUCUUACCUUCCGCUGGACUCCAGGCAUUGGGUGAUGUAUAUGAUUAUAAUCAAGCAGAGGUAUGCCUUGCCUUCAAAUAGUACUUUAGGAUCUAUUUAAAAUUCGUACAAGAACCUUUGCCUGUUACACUUUCAAAUUUAAGCUAAAGCCUGCGUUCCAUAAUUUCUAUCCUUACAACCUUCAUAUAAUCUAUAUAUUUUCUAAAACGUGUGCUAGAAUAGAAGUCUGCACGAAAUCCAUUGGGUGUCCUAGAACGCAAUAAUAUCCGUUUACCCAAGCCAUUUCACUCUAAGCUUGCAUAAAAUAAUUUAUUUCUAUGAUUUUGACAAGACUUUAGCUAUGGAUUCCCUAAUCGUAUUUAACUUCUUUUUCAGCUAUGUCGAUAGUUUAUCAAGAUGUUUGCACAUAGAGUAUAAGGAGGAAGGUAUCCACACACAAUGCCAGGUAGGCUAGUCUCUUCAUUUCUUGCUGUAUCUUUAUUACAUUUGCGUAAUCCAUGUCCAUGUAUGCUGUAAACUCUACAGAAACAUUUUUCUACAAAAAGUGACACUAAGGUAAAAAGUAAUAAAUGCCUGAUUUCCUUUCGUGGGCCUCUUUCAGGUGCCAUUUUAUGUAGCAACAAAGAUGGUGGCGUUCAGACAAUCUUCCUUUUUCUCACCGAUUCCAACACAAUAUGCUAAGUCAGCUGUAAAAUUUAUUGGCUAUGAAUCAAGAUGUAUGACUUAUUGGCCUCAUUUUCUUCAAUGGUGUCUCCUUACAUUAGUGCCAGAUCGGAUUAUCAAUGGCUUCCGACUGCAACAUGGUCUUAGUCGGAGAAAGAAAUCUUGA